AAAAAGUGUAGGUUAACAAAAAAUAUUUAUUUAAUAAAAAAAAAAAAAAAAUUAUUUUUACGUGGAAAAUAAUAUUUGGUUAAAUUUAAGGAAAUCGGGAAGAAUGUGGUUCUUUCAUUAUAAUUGUGGAUAGCUUCUUCAAAAACUAUCACACAAAAACCACCCACCAAGAGUUGAUAUCCUUUUUAGAAUGGCUGAAUUUUUACCACUCUGUGAUGUUUUGUUCACCGUAAUAUCUUUAGCCGGGUAUUUUUGUGAUGUAAUUUUUGAUUUAGUUAUGGCUUGGGCACUUGCUGGUCGUGGAAAAACUUUAAUUUGUAUUGCCUCAUUAACAAUGAUUGCGUUUAGUUUAAUUGUUUCUCAGAUCGUAUCAUUGAGAUGGUAUUUACAUACAAGAGCCCAAAGACAAAGUGAAUCAAAUAAAGAAAAAACAUUGUAUCGGACAAUGACUGUAUAUUUAGCAGUAAUUUUACAUAUUUUCCAAUGUGGAGUAUUAUGGAGAUAUGCAAAAUUAUUUAUUCCUGUUGAUUUACGUCAUGUCAAACACGAAGUUCGAGAUCUCUGUAUGUUACGAUUAAUGCAUGCAUUCUUGGAAGCAGCUCCAAUGUUAUUACUUCAAGUCUACUUAUUGGUGUGUCCAUCAACAGAUUUACCUCAUUCAAAGCCAUUCUACGAUUUAAAUGUUGUGUCUGCAGUUUUAUCAUUAUUUUCAGUUUGUUGGGCAUUAGCUAGUUUUAGUAAAAAUGUUCGCCUACAAAAUGUUCAUCGAUUAGUUUUAACUUGGCUUGGUGUUAUUUUUCAGUUUUUAUGGCGACUUGGAACCGUUUCGGCUCGAGUAACAUCAUUAACAAUGUAUGCUUCAUUAUACGGAUAUUGGAUAUUUCUUGUAAUUGGUUUACAUUGGUUUUGUAUGUUUUUAUGGUUAAUAUCACCAAAAAAUGUUUUCCAUGGUGAACGUAUUUCCAAACCCCGUAAAGCUUAUCUUAGUGCAUUAAUCGCUUUUGUUUAUGUCUUCGCUUAUGUAAAUUUACAAGAAGUUAAUCAUCGUCAAAAAAUGGUGACGUUUUACGUAGUGAUGUUGUUAGAAAAUUCAUUAUUAAUAACUGCCUGGUUAGCAGGAAAUUGGUACGAUAAACCUGCUGAUUGGUAUAUAGUUCCUCUCUUAGUGACUGGCCUUUUUACAAUUGGCUUAGUAUUUAUGUUACUUUAUUAUCGAUAUUUUCACGUACGUCGUUUAGGAUACGAAGCUGGUGGAAGAUUACCUCAAAUGAAUACAAAUAAUAACUAUUGUAUAUCGUGUAAUGGAAUUUGUGAAUGUAAUGAAAAUCAGGUAGCACCUUCUAAUUCUAAACUAGAAGAAAUUCAUCAAGAAAAUGUGAAAUAUGAGAUGAGUAAUUUGGAGAAUAAUAAAAUUGCUACCAAUAGAUAUCAUCAACAUUCAAUACCAGGCGUAUUUAAUUGCCGCUUUUCAAAUCCAGUUAUUGCUAGUGUCGCUACUAAAAGGAAAAAGAAGAAACCGACAACAUUUGUACCACCACCGACGAUGACAUUAACACAAAAUUUAGGUCCAACUUCAGUUCCAUUUUGGCGACGACCUUUACCAAAUCAGCACAAUCAUCAGGGCGGAUCAUCUGAAAAUGAAGGCAGCAGCGUUGGUUCACGUGUAAAUAUUCAUCAAAAACUUCAAGAAAAGAAGCAAAAACAAUUAGCCGAAUUAAAAAUAAUUGAAGAAGAAAUCAAACAAGGAAAAUUAGUUGGACCAAAUACAAAUUCAUUAUCUGCCACCGACGAAACAUUUAAUUCAUUACCCCGUCAACCGAUACCAACAACAAAGAAACAUGUUGAACCGAUUUGUUGGCCUCCACCGAGCCCCGAUUUAACUGAUUUAACAGAUUUAAACGCGUAUACCAAAAAUAUUAACGAAUACCAACAUAACUUAAGUGAAAUCAAUACAAAUUCAACAAAUUUAAAUAAAUUAACGAGCUACAAACAAAAUUUAAAUAAUUUAAAUACACUUAACGAUCUUAAUUACAAUUCUCAAAUUUUAAAUAAUAGUUUGAAUCGUAUGUCCACAAAUUCAUCACCCGGUCUAAAUAAUCAACCAAAUAUCAGUUCAAUAGAUCCACGGGGUAAUUCCAAUGAAAUUGUUGGUUUAAGUCCAAUACUGGGAAGUGAUGAUAGCGGGUCACUGCCGCGAAAAAUCGUAUCACGACAAUUACCAAAAAAAUCGGUUCAUAAUUCACGUAUGAAUCGUAAAGAAGAUCAACAACGAAUUACGAAUAAUCGCCUACAACGUGUUGUAAAUAUGAGUCCUCGAAACGAAUAUAAAUGCGAUAAUUCAAUGUUAAAUGUACGAGGUGGAACGAAUUAUCAAAUUGAGACGCAACAUCGUGAAAGUCCACGCCGUGAAAUGAUUGAUCAACGGUAUCAACAUAAAGAAUUAAUACGUUUAAAUUCGAACCACUCGUGUAAUUAUGCAGAUGAACGAAACGCGUUAAAUAUUAGCCCUAGAAUGUAUGAUGCAACUCCGAACGAUCCCCGCUUAAAUAUUCAUCAAAACGAACCAAUGCGUAUUAAUUCUGAGUCGAAUUUAAAUCGUAAUCAACGUUUUACAUCACACAGUAACGAUUCCAUAUACAAUUUACGUUUAUAUAACGAUGCCAGUCCAAAAUUAAAUGUGCAAUGUGGUGAACCACGAAUUAUUUUAUGUACAAGCCAUCAUCAACAAAUCGCCGAUAUAAAUAAUCGCCGUAUGAUGUUAUCGUUAGAUGAUACAAAUAAUGGUGCAGCUCGUUUAAGUCCACGGGAUAUUAUCAAUUUGAAUUGUGCACAAUAUCAGACAACAAAUGCGGCAUCUACAACUAAAAAUUUUAAUCCACAACCGAGAUUUGUACCAUAUCAUGUUGUUCCCCCACCGAAAACGAAACAAAAUAUUGUGAAUUCUUCAGUGCGUACACAAAUUAAUCGAAGUAAAACUCCAGAAAUAUUAUUAGCUCCGCAUUAUUUAGAUAAUACACGGGUGUAUUAUGAUUGGGGUGAUCGUUGUGGGCAAAGCAAUAUUUAUAGAAUUCAUGAUCAACACUUAAUUUUAAGUAACGACGAUAACAAUAGCACAUUACAACGACAACAUGUCUCAUCAGUGGCGAACAAUGAACCAAAUAGUGUUAGUGAUAAUGAAAAUAUAAUUGAACAACAUGAUAUACAUCAAGAUGAAACUAAUUACAAAGUGUAUCGAGCACCAUCUGAUAUCGACAGUCAAAUAUCAUUACCAAGAUCAUAUACAUUGCCAAGAGAAUUUAAAUAUUAUCGACGAAAUCGUGUACGAAAAAAUACACGUAAUGAUCAUUUUAUUGCAUCGACAAAUAGUAGUGAUGGUGAUGUUGACAGUGGCGAUGAUAAUGAUACAGAUGACAGUGUGAUGAUAUCAAUAAAACCACCGAACUUGCCUCAAUCACAAAAUACAAGCAAUAAUUCUUCAAGUGCCGUAAAUAAUGGUUUACGUAAUAAAAUGGUAUUACGACGACCGUAUGCAUAUCGUAACCAAGUGAAACAUGAAACGAAAUUAUAAAUUUAAAAAAAAGUGCCU
Messenger RNA from Chrysoperla carnea, 3586 nucleotides. Its product is annotated as probable serine/threonine-protein kinase DDB_G0282963. The record is from RefSeq and is a predicted model, not a curated record. NCBI's taxonomy places the organism in Eukaryota, Metazoa, Arthropoda, Insecta, Neuroptera, Chrysopidae. The transcript has 11 exons. Gene Ontology annotation, biological process: engulfment of apoptotic cell; phosphatidylserine exposure on apoptotic cell surface; apoptotic process involved in development. The coding region runs from base 191 to 3568 and encodes 1125 amino acids. Gene Ontology annotation, cellular component: plasma membrane.